This is a messenger RNA of Brachypodium distachyon (stiff brome), 900 nucleotides long. RefSeq lists its product as uncharacterized. Bases 1 to 900 code for a protein of 299 amino acids. Lineage: Eukaryota; Viridiplantae; Streptophyta; Magnoliopsida; Poales; Poaceae. The transcript is spliced from 5 exons. The record is from RefSeq and is a predicted model, not a curated record.
AUGGUCCCCGCCGAGGCAUCGGCAGAUGCCCCCAGGGCAGCUGCCGCCGCGGUGCUGGCGUCCGCCGCUAGGGCGGAUGUCGCCGCCGCGGCCCCGGUGACCCCCGCGGACGUGUGCGCCGCCGAGGUACCGGCGGACGCUCCUGAGGUGGCCGCCGCUGGGGCGGAUGUCACCAUCGAGGCUCCGGUGACCCCUGGGGACGUGGUCGCUGCCGAAGUACCGACGGGCGCCCCCCAAGCGGCGGCCGCCACGGGGCUGGGGGCCGCUACCGGGGCGGAUGUCGCCGUUGGGGAAGAUGCCGCCGCGGCCGCCGAGGAGAUAGCCGCAGCCGCUGCAUACGCCCUUGAUCUCCGAACAACCAGGGGCGCAUCGUCGCUGUCCUCAUCGUCGUCGUCUACGGGGACGACUUCUGGGGACGCUUUUUGGAAGGCGAAGAUGAAGGCAUACAUCAUGGCACAAAGCUACGCCACAUGGGAGAAGAUCGCCAAGCCCUAUGAGCUUCUCUCGGACGAUGCGAUCACACCAACAAACUUGGUCCACGUGGAGAACAACUACAAGUCGAGGAACUACAUCAUCCAAGGUCUACAACGAAGUGACUUCGACCAUGUCACUCACCUUGCAUCCGCUCAUGAGCUAGAGCAAUACCCAGAGGAAGAAUUGGCACUCCUCACCUCUCGUUUUACACGUGCCCUGCAAAAUGUUCGUUCAAAGAAGAGAGGUGGGAACAAUGCUUCAAGCAACAAGAGUGCUACCUCCUGUGACGACUACGACAGUGACAACAACAAUGAGUCUAUGAUUCCUGAUGAUGAUUCCUGCAAAUCUUGUGACUCUAUAUAUUCCGAGCUUACGGCUUUGCGUUCUAUUCAUGAUGAUACACUUGCUAAGCUUAGAGUUGCAUGA